AUGUGUUUGUGUGUAUGUGAGUCAGGGACUCUGCUCUCUCCGGCCGAGCAAAUAAGCCGCUGACCGCCGUCUCCAAUUCAUACGAUUCCAUUUCCACCGGCCACUGUCCACUUAUGCUGUUUUUUUUAUUUAUUAUUUUAAAAAAUCUCUUUGAAGGUCGAAUUGUUGUCAAAAAACAUAAUCUCGCCUGCUAGGGAACUCCAAAGUGGUCCCUAUAGGGGCAACCUUAGGGCCCUUGAAGGGUUCCCUCUAGAGACCACUUUACCAACCCCUAUAGGGGCCUUUCAAAAGUGGUCCAUAUAGGGGUUUUAGUUAGUGGCCCCUACAGGGGACAGGCUAAUCGAUAAUUUUUAUGUUCGCUAUCCGAAAAACUCAAUAAGUAACUGUUUUGAACAGAAUUGAACGACCCCUAUAGGGACCACUUAAGCGUUGGGGGCUAAGGAUUCAGACCCUAAACCCCUAUAGGGGCCACCUUGAUUGAACCCCUACAGGACUGUUUUUUCCUCUAUCCCUAUUGGGACCAAUCUAAAGCUCCUGAGUACCCUUCUCCUCAAUUUUCACUGUACCUUUUCUUCUCUUCAAAUCAAAAUAAAUUUUGAUUUUUUCAAAAGUAAGAGCUUCAGAUUUUUAUUCUAGAGUGUUUUUUCAAAGUUAGAAGAUGGCAAAAAUAUGCGUUGACUAAGCGAACCUGAAACUCGGACGCCUCCGCAAAUUGUUUGCUCUCCCAGACACGCCGUUUUCCCUCGUCUGCAUGUGUAUACAUUUUGGGAUCCUUCAGAAAUCGAUACUCUCUUGUGCUGUUCGAUUUAUUCCGUCCAUUUUAGGAGAUUCGGCAAAAUUGGAUACGAAAGAGAUAGGUUGGCCCGUCCGCGGGCGCCAAAAUACACUGGCGCCGUGAUUCCAGUCCAUCACGACCCCAAGAAAGAAGGAUGUCUUCACAGGUUAAUAAAUAUGUUGAUUUUUCUCAUUUUCAUAAGUUUCUAAGUUUUCAUACUUCGUUUUUCGAGAAAGUUGUCUUUCAUCAAUGAAAUUCUUCGUAUUAUUGAACAAAAAUUAAGAUUUUUUAUUUAUUUAGUCCCUUCGUUGUCUCUUUUCAGAACAUGAAGUCAGGUAGAUUUUCCCAGAAGCUGAAAAAAGCUCGAUUCUAAUUUUUCUUUUUUUCAAAACAAGUCUGAGUUAACUUUUAGUUUCCAAAAAGAUCUGUUGGAUCAAGGUUUUCGCCUUCUUCGCUUUUUUAACCUCCAUUUUCAAUCAUAGCUCUAGAUUUAUCAAGAAAUAGACGUACUUUCGAAAAAAUAUAUGCUAUUUGUAAUUAUUCCCUUACUGUUUUAUUUUUCUUAGAUUCUUCUAAUAAACUGGUUAAUAAAAAGACAUAUUUUUUUCAAAAUUUUUCAUUGGGAUUUGAACAAUUUUUUUUCUUUUGAUAACUAGUCUUUUUUUAUGAAUAAGAAAGGUGUACCGCGAUAAGACAGCUGACCAUCGCAAAAAGAGAGAAUUUUUUUUCUUAUGAGAAGAUUUAUUUUUUUGCAUGCGAGAACAGAACCUUGAUGUGGAUAGUAUAAAGUAGACCGGGAAAGUAAGGGAACCCACGUCCUAAAAUUUGGAUGCCUUUUUUUUAAAUUCCAUAGAUGUUUUUCAAAAGCACAUUUGUUUUUUUUUUCAACUUUUAAAAAUAUUCUUCAUCAUCUCCUUUAGCGUCUCUAACGACUGAUCAGAGUUCUGUAAUAGUAAAAAUGAAAAAAAAAAGUUCAACUGAGAUAAACAUCUUGAAAUUUCUUCGAUUUCCAGAGUUCCUUACGGAUCACUGAUGGCGACGUCGAUGUGUGUGAUCGGCGUCGUCCUUUUUGCCGUCAUGAUGUCUUGGGCCUUCAACGCGACGGCUGAACAGACCCGUCGAACCCUUAGAAUCGACGAUUGGCCCUGGCUCGAUAAGGUGAGCAUUUUUGAUAAUUUUGCUUGAUUUCGUUGAUAUCCAAUGGAAAAGCCUUUUUUUGAAAAAAUAAAUUACCUCCAUAAGGAAGUAAUUAUUUUUAGUUCAAAAGGAUUUAUAAUAAGGACGUUUUCUGUGAACAUUUAAUGAAAGUCUAUUCCUUCCCUUUUUUUAAAUUUCAUUUUUGUUAGAAAUCGAAAUUUUCCAGGUCCAAGUGUUCUUCAUAGUUCUUGCCGUUCUCAUGUCUCUGUUCUCUCUCUUCUUCCUCAUCAUUGGCUUCACCGCCACCGGCGUCACUCGUGAAACCAUGUACAAAAGUUUUUUCUAAAAUAUUGUUAUGAUUAUCAGUCGAAAAGAUUUAGAUGACGAAUCAAAGUGUGGAGGAAAGUUUGCCUGCGUUGUUGCCAUGAUCUUCGACUUUUUGUUGGUAAGUCGGGACUAAUUUUCCUCGUUAUUUUUGUUUUUCUUCAUCAAAUCCGUACACAUUCCAGCCCUUCUACGCGUGACUUUUUGGGUUCAAGUCAUUUAUUAGGUUUUAAGAGCCGAAAGAAAUUUUUCGCGGAAGUAUUUUACGAUAGGUAUAUCUUUUUGGGCCAGGAGCUAUGGGUAUUUUCCAGCGCCUCUAAACUUUUCUAGCUUUUUUUUCAUUUAUCAUCUUUAGGUGGCGUUUUUACCUUCUAAAGCUUGAAAUUGCGCUUUUCUGAUCGCGAAUUUUCAAGUCUCAUCACCCGGAAAAAAAAAUGCAUUGCAAGAGAUAUAUUUGUUUUUUUUUUCUGGGAUACUGAGGUCCUAAAUGACAUUUCAGCCAAGUUUCAGCAAAAAUUCAACCGUAAAAAACGUUUCCUUCUCAUGAACUCGAGAGAGAUCAGUAAAGGGGCAAUCUAAGGGGCCCUUGUAGGGUUACGUCUAGGGGCCACUUCAACCCCUAUAGGGGUCACUAAAUCUUGCAAAAGGGGUCCCUAUAAGGGUAUUAGUUAGUGGCCCGUAUAGAGGACAUCCUAGUCUAUGAUUGUUAUGAACUCUAAGCGAAUAAGUAUUUCUAUGGGAAAAACUGAAUAAAUAAGCGUUUUUUUUUAUCAAAUUGAACGACCCAGAUAGGGACCACUCAAGCUUUAGAGGCUAAGGUUCAUACCUUAAACCUCUGUAGGGACCAUUUUGAUUUUAACCCUAUAGCGACCACUUUUUCGGCCCUUAUAGGGGCUGUUUUCCAACAACCCCUAUAGGGAUCACUCUAAAAUUCCUAAGAUGAGAAGCGAGGUCGUUCAAACUCGAGAGCAACGCCGAAGGAAAAAAGCCCAGAAAGUCAGACCAUUCAAAGUUGUUUUGAACGAGUUAUACCUCAGUCAGAUUUUAUUAAAAGGUUGUUCUAUUGAGAAAUAUCACUUUUAGACUAUCUGCUGGCUUUUCAUCAUCUCGAUCGUGUCAAUGAUGUGCAUCUCCUACCACACUUUCGACCGCCUCUGCUAUUCCCUGCCGGCCUACACCGAGGCCGAUUGUAUCGACUUUCACGUCUUCAUCCCCCUCAUUGCCUCUUUUGCCAAUACGGUAUAGGAAGCAGAACUACAAACUUAAACGGGAUCACUCUAGAAUCUUCGCGUCUGCGGAGGCGACGCACAACAAUUUUGUGCCCUUUCAGCGACCGCUUCAACGUGGUACAUCGUUGGAUGGGUACGCGUUAAUAUUUCUUUAAAGUUUUUCCAUGAUUGAAGGCUUUUUUUUUGAAUUUUUCAUAGUUGGGGUGAACAGAGACCUAUCUUUUAUGGUUUGAAAUUAGAGCAAUAUCUGAGAUUUGAGCGAAAUCUGUUUUCAGAGAAGGAAAUAGUGAAUUUUGGAAUGAAACCAUUCUCAAAGAACUUUCCAAAUUCCUAGAAAUGUUCAAUUUUAUAGGUGGUUUUUUUGAUGAUAGUUCAAGCUCCAAGCUCACAGGGUACUCCCGAAAAUUAAAUUUUUUUUUAUUAGUCCCGUUUUUCGACUUACCAUACCUCUGAACUGACCAACCAUUAAGAAGUGUAAGAAGCUCAUAAUUGUUUCUUUUUUUUCAUAGCUAUCAAACAUGAUGUUAUAUGAAAUGAGCUAAACGUCAGGAAUUUUUGAUGUUUUUUUGAAUAUUUCUUCAUUCUCUUAAUUUUUCCCCCGAAAAAGUAGCUUCGUGAACAGAAAAAUGCUUUAAAUCCCCAUGAUCAAAUUCGCCCGUUUUUUGCAGUAAGUUUUCUCAUUUUUUUAGGUUGGCUGUGCUGUGAUUAUUCUCGGAUUGUUGCUGUUCUUCGGAAUCCAUGCAGCCAAUUAUGCACAUAUUGGAAAUUCUAAUAGGUUUUUCUUGAAGUCAGUAUGUACUAGGUGUAGUUCUUCCUAGGUACGUGGAGAUUAACCAAUACGGGGUCGAAGUUCCACCGAGUCCGCCUCAUUUUGCGCCGCCGAGAACUUUCGAGGACGAACUCCGCUACAACGAUCGUUACACGACAACCUCGAAAACGUGAAUUUCCCAAAGAAUGACUUCUUAUUUUAAUAUUUCUCGAUUUAGCUACACGUCGCGGCCAAUUUCGACGAGUCGCGGCGCCGAGCACAUGUCCGACUCUGUGAGCCAGCUCCAGUACGGCAGGAACAACAAGCGACGUCUCUACUGA
Molecule: messenger RNA, 4554 nt
Organism: Caenorhabditis auriculariae
Lineage: Eukaryota; Metazoa; Nematoda; Chromadorea; Rhabditida; Rhabditidae
Source: the annotation of a GenBank genome assembly